UUCAAAAAAAAAAAAAUAGGAGUGCACAUUAAAACCCGUGCGAACUGUUUAGCAGGUGCGUUCCUUGGAGUGAGUAGUACGUGUUAACUGCAACCAUCACCAUCAUCUUAGCCUUUUGCCUGUCUGUUGUCUCACGUUACCGGCCGCUGGCGGUCAGUAAUCAGAGUAAUUAGAAGUAAGUGGUAAGCUCAGGCCCGUGUAAGCACAGUCUAUUUCUUUUUUCUUCUGUAGGUCAGGGCUUGGUGAACAUUGCUUCACUGCACUUGCAUGAAGCUCUUUCAAAGUUGGUCACUCACCAAAUGUUGUGCAAAGAAUUAGGAUUGACUGCUAUCCUUACUCCCUCAAACUUGAGGCUCCUUGUUGUGACAAGCUGUAUACUUGCCGGUUGUGUCAUGAUAACAAUGAAGAUCAUCAGCUAGAUCGCUUUAAAGUAAAGGAAGUGCAGUGUAUCAACUGUGAAAAAAUUCAACAUGCCCAACAGACUUGUGAAGAAUGUAGCACCUUAUUCGGAGAGUAUUAUUGCAGUAUAUGCCAUCUGUUUGACAAAGAUAAGAAGCAGUAUCAUUGUGAAAACUGUGGAAUUUGUAGGAUUGGUCCGAAAGAAGACUUUUUCCACUGUUUGAAAUGUAACUUAUGCUUAGCUAUGAAUCUUCAAGGAAAACAUAAGUGUAUUGAAAAUGUUUCCCGGCAGAAUUGUCCAAUAUGUUUGGAGGACAUUCACACAUCCCGAGUUGUCGCUCAUGUCUUGCCAUGCGGACAUCUUUUACAUAGAACAUGUUAUGAAGAAAUGCUGAAAGAAGGCUACCGCUGUCCGCUGUGCAUGCACUCUGCUCUCGAUAUGACGCGGUACUGGAGGCAGCUGGACGACGAGGUGGCGCACACCCCCAUGCCGUCCGAGUACCAGAACAUGACUGUGGACAUUCUCUGCAAUGACUGUAAUGGACGAUCGACUGUCCAGUUCCAUAUUUUAGGCAUGAAGUGUAAGAUCUGUGACUCCUACAAUACUGCUCAAGCUGGAGGACGUAGAAUUUCACAAGAUCAGGAUCAGCAAUGACCAGCAUAUACUUAACUGGAAAUGUCAGCGUUUUGUGAUAUAGAAAAACCUCUGUGGAAAAGUAUUCUGUUGUCAUAAUGUGUCAUAAUCUAUGCAUUAGAGUUGAUGUUUUAUACUAGUGUCAAGGCAUAAAAUCAUAUUCCAAGUACUUAAGGAUUCAGGGUCUCUUUCUAGACUUAUAACUAUAUUGAAUGAAAGCCUCUGAUUGUGGUUUGGUUGGAAAUUCCUUUAAUUUGGAAGCCAGUGAUGUUUGCCACUGAUACAUUCCUAGAUGCAUAUUAUAUUUUCAUGGAACUUUGUUUUAAGUGACACUAUGCACGCAGGUUUCAUUUCUAGUUCUUGAUAGAACUAAACUUAAUUCUAAGUAGUAUUCUUGACUUAGAGGGCUGUGAGAAUUAGUUCUACCAUAAUGUUAAAAUCUAAUUACAUAGGCUUUUGAAUUUUUUUUUAAAGCAUUCCUUUGGAUCAGUAUAAGUGAGUUUUGAUGUAAUAAGUGCUAAUAAAAUUAUAUUGAAACAUUGUUUUACAGAAA
Molecule: messenger RNA, 1586 nt
Organism: Perognathus longimembris pacificus (Pacific pocket mouse)
Lineage: Eukaryota; Metazoa; Chordata; Mammalia; Rodentia; Heteromyidae
Gene: Rchy1
Product: ring finger and CHY zinc finger domain containing 1
Exons: 9
Coding region: 644-1054 (136 amino acids)
Biological process (GO): protein ubiquitination; ubiquitin-dependent protein catabolic process
Cellular component (GO): nucleus
Molecular function (GO): ubiquitin protein ligase activity
Source: RefSeq, a predicted model, not a curated record